GGCUCUCUUUUCGUGCGGAGGGCGCCGGCGGACAGCCGGUAGGACGGCUCCAGGAGGGUUGUGGUGGACGCCUGACAACAACGUGGGGACUCCCUGAAAGCAGAGCGGAGGGGACCCGGAAGUGUAGCCACCCGAGCCCUGUCGGCCCCUCCAUGCUUGGUUGGAGGCUGCUGGCUCAGGCCGGCGCCCAGGUGCUGGGCCGCGGAGCCGGGGGCCUGGACGCUGCCCGGGGCUCCGGAGGCAGAACAGACAUCUGGCUUUUGGUUAGAAGUCUCCAUGGCAAGAGUGGUACUUGGUGGGAUGAGCAUCUUUCUGAAGAAAAUGUUACAUUUGUUCAGCAGUUGGUCUCUGAUGAAGAUAAAGCCCAAUUAGCAAGUAAACUGUGUCCUCUGAAAGAUGAACCGUGGCCUAUACAUCCUUGGAAACCAGGUUCCACUAGAGUAGGCCUUGUCGCAGUGAAGCUGGGCAUGAUGCCUUUAUGGACCAAAGAUGGUCAAAAGCACGUGGCCACAUUACUUCAGGUACAAGACUGCCAUGUCCUAAAAUAUACUCCAAAGGAAAACUGGGAUGGAAAAAUGGCAGCCCUGACUGUAGGAGGGAAAACUGUAUCCCGUUUCUAUAAAUCCCCAUCCAUAUUGGAAUUUUACAAAGAAGUUGGAUUGCCACCAAAACAGAAAAUUAAAAUAUUUCGAGUAACAGAUAAUGCUGUAAUUAAGCCAGGUACUCCUCUUUAUGCUGCUCACUUUCGCCCAGGACAGUAUGUGGAUGUCACAGCCAAAACUAUUGGUAAGGGUUUCCAAGGUGUCAUGAAACGAUGGGGAUUUAAAGGCCAGCCUGCUACUCAUGGUCAGACGAAAACUCACAGGAGACCUGGAGCUAUUUCAACUGGUGAUAUUGCCAGAGUCUGGCCUGGAACUAAAAUGCCUGGGAAGUUGGGAAACAUAGAUAGGACAGCAUUUGGACUGAAGGUGUGGAGAAUAAACACAAAGCACAAUAUAAUCUAUGUAAAUGGCUCUGUACCUGGACAUAAAAAUUGCUUAGUAAAGAUUAAAGAUUCUAAAUUACCUGCAUAUAAGGAUUUCUGCAAAAAUCUACCAUUCCCUACAUAUUUUCCUGAUGGGGAUGAAGAGGAACUACCAGAAAAUCUGUACGAUGAAAAUGUCUGCCUACCCAGCGCACCUUCUAUUACAUUUGGCUAACCUCCUUGGACACGGAAGACCCUCACAUAUUUUGUUAGCUUUGAUGAGCCAGAACAGUAAUAUAGCCAGGAAUUAUAUUUUACUUUCUUAUUCACAAUAUCACACUUGUCACCUUUGUCAAGGACAUAAAUAUAUCAUUCAUCCCCCAAUGGAAUUUUUUUAAAUUACCACAUUAAAUAAAUCAGUUAAGUAGAUUGGAUAUGCCAAAUUUAGAUGGACUGGCAGUGUGCACAUUAGUAAAAUCUUUGUAAUUUGUGGGUUUAAUUUCUUUUGUACUACAUAUUUUUCAAGUUAUUUUAAGAUGCUCAUAAAUUUAACUGUUAUUAGAGAUGUGUCUGUCUUUGUGAAA
Messenger RNA from Molossus molossus (Pallas's mastiff bat), 1548 nucleotides. RefSeq names its product mitochondrial ribosomal protein L3 (gene MRPL3). The record is from RefSeq and is a predicted model, not a curated record. Gene Ontology annotation, cellular component: mitochondrial large ribosomal subunit; ribosome. Gene Ontology annotation, biological process: translation. The transcript is spliced from 10 exons. NCBI's taxonomy places the organism in Eukaryota, Metazoa, Chordata, Mammalia, Chiroptera, Molossidae. Bases 153 to 1199 code for a protein of 348 amino acids. Gene Ontology annotation, molecular function: structural constituent of ribosome.